GAUGGUCAGUGUAUGUACGAAGUUCUUGUCGUGACAUCGUCUUUGUACAGCAGUCAUCAUGUCCGUCGCUAGCGCUUUCCAGUCAAGCAAAAUCGUCCCUGACGUAAUCCCCGUGCCGCCGACUAAACCUAUCGAACUGAAAUACCCAAGCGGUGCAGUGGCUCAACUUGGAAACGAACUCACACCCACUCAAGUGAAGGACCAGCCCACCGUGUCAUACGAUGCUGAUCCCAACUCGUAUUAUACACUCAUAUUCACUGAUCCCGACAACUAUGAUGGUCCAGAGAAGGUGUACCGCGAGUGGCACCACUGGCUCGUAGUGAACAUUCCCGGUAGCAAUGUGUCUCAGGGCGAAGUUCUAUCUGGUUAUAUCGGCUCUGGCCCACCAGAGGGCACUGGUAUACAUCGCUACAUCUAUAUCCUUUACAAGCAACCCGGAAAACUUCAAUUCGAUGAAAAGAAAUUGACAAAUAAGUCAAUAGACGGUCGCGCUGCUUUCUCAACACAAAAAUUCGUGGAAAAGUAUAAGUUGGGAGCUCCGGUCGCCGGAAACUUCUAUAAGGCACAGUUCGACAGCUAUGUACCACUGUUAUACAAAAGUUUGGGCGUUUAAAUUGCUAUAAAUUUAUUUAACGAAA
This is a messenger RNA of Melitaea cinxia (Glanville fritillary), 638 nucleotides long. Its product is annotated as phosphatidylethanolamine-binding protein homolog F40A3.3-like. Lineage: Eukaryota; Metazoa; Arthropoda; Insecta; Lepidoptera; Nymphalidae. The record is from RefSeq and is a predicted model, not a curated record. The coding region runs from base 59 to 613 and encodes 184 amino acids. The transcript has 5 exons.